CACGUACGUAACGAUAUUCAGAUGCACCACACGGAGGCAAAACUAUUUCUCUCUCACCUUGACCAAUGUUACGAUUGGGAAAGGUAGAAGCACUUACAUACGGGGAUCUCUCUACGACACAUGUUCAUAAUUAGACAACACACUUUCUGAUUUUGCUCUGCCAAUUAUAUCCCCUCUGCUCUGUCUUCCAUCGUUAAGCCACGGACUUCGGGGGUGUGAAUCUUUAUUCUGGUUUCUUUGGAUUUUAAUCUUCUGUUUUCUUCAUUAACACAGAAACAUGAACUGACUUCUCUUCGUGAAUUCAAAUUAGAGCAAAAUGUCUGUGGUGAAAGCAGGGGUGCUGGAGGGUUCGUCAGAUUCGGAGGAAGAGGUCCAUGUAUAUAAACUCAAGAUCCACGACACAGGGGUCAAGGACGCUGGAGAAUGGAGGGUGGAAGUUGCCGAUAAAUACGGAUCAACAUCCACAUCCUGUAACCUGGCUAUACUCGAUGAUCCCAAAUCUAAACCAGCAGACACGAGUGACGUGGAGAAGUUCAGCUCUGUCCAGUCCUCCAGCACCUCGUUCCGGGACUCUCAAAGUCGACCAUGCAGACCCAAGUUUAUAACGCACCUGCGGGAUCAGAACGUGGAGGAGGGAUUCUGUGUCAAAUUCCAAUGUAUUGUAACAGGGACCCCGCCUCCGAAGAUCGAGUGGUUCAGAGAUCUUGAGCCCAUAACAAAGUCCAGCUUUGUGCACAUGGCCUAUCGGGGUGAUGGUACAGCGUUCCUCCAGCUGUUUUCGCCGGUGGCUGACAGAGACAAGGGAAGGUACAAAUGUGUGGCGAGAAAUUCCGAAGGAUCCUGUUUCUCGGAGGCACAUCUGACAAUUCAGAAACAGAUUACGAAUGCAGACUUGAGGGACCAAUUCUCAAUAAGCCGCGCCAGGACAAGAAACGAGGAAUUGGCCAACUUCACUGGACACCAUAUCUCAAAAUUUCAGGAGGCUGAGCGGAUGUUACUGAAGUCUGAUCAAUAUACUUACGAGGCAUCCCCUCACUUAAAGAAGUCCGAGUUGUAUCACCUAGACCCUCACUUCAAAGGUUAUAGAAAAUCUGAUAUUUACCAUUCCGAAGACGUCAGACGUAAAAAGAAAUUUGAAGCAUGGGAAUACUCAGAAAACAUGCUAGACAGGAAGAAUGUUUACAACGUGGAAAACGACUACAAACCCAGAAAAAGCUACCAAGACGAUGGGUAUGACCUCAAAUUGAAGGGGAAAGUUAGCGAAUAUGAAUUUGAAAAAGAUUACAUACCCAAAAAGACAUAUCAAUAUUCUUCUGAUUACAAAAUCGGAGGAAAGAAAGACAAAAUGGAAGAUGUGGAACUUCAACGGAAGUUAACAUCAAAGAAACUUUACGACAGCCUGACAUACAAAUCAUUUGCUGAAAAACAAUCUGUCAAACCAAGUGUUGGAGACUACUCAAACUUCAGAUCCAGAUAUAUACCCAGAAGAGAGCUGAGCGAUGAGAUCAAUCCUGGCCUAAGUAACAUGACAAAGGACCGAUCUAGGGGAAAGACCUUCGACACUAGUACACCACUUAGGAGAUCCAAUUCUGUAUCUCUAGGUCGAGGAGUAAGCUCUAGACUAGUCCUGGAUGCCAAGAAGGGGUACUACACCCUCCUCCCCAGACCGACACCCGUUGCUGCAUCGGGAUAUGUCCCGCUAUACAAUAGUAGAUCAAAGUCAAUGAGCAUAUCACGUGAUUUUGGUACAAAGUCCGGAUAUGAGUCGGACAGGGAGGAGAUUGUUCGGACUUCACGACUCCGACCAAGGCCAGUCUCUUUUCCCCAUGAUAUUGAUAUAAAUGCGUCACGCCGAACUCGAUCUGCAUCCCUAACGAGGGAUAUUAGUGUCAAGCCGAAAAAGGACCGAGAUGACGAGGAAACAUGUAGGGAUAGGGAAUUUCGCGCUAGAUCCAUGUCUUUGACCCGUGACACAGAGGAGCUCAUUCGGUCUUUGAGAGAAAGCAGCACUGGGCGAUCAGAUUUUGCGGACAUCGAAGCAUACAAAUCAGAGCUGUACAAUAAACAAAAGACCGACAGACGCACGGAACCGAAAAAAUGCAAGAGAAAGCAACAGCGAAAGGAUGUAAAAUACGAAACGUUUACAAAGCACUUUGCAGAUGAAAGCAAACCAAUCAAAGAAAUCAAUCCUGGAUUAAGCAUGAAAGCUCGAGAAAUUGUUAACAGACAAGGAUAUCGAUACAAAGUUGAUCAAGAUCUAUUGAAUAUAUCCAUGUCGAGAAAGAAAGAAAUAUCUCUUGCAGUAGAUGACUCGGAAGAUGAGCCAUAUACUUUUAAUAGCAGUAAAUCAAAAGGGAAAGAACUAAAGAGUGAUGAUGAAGAAGAGGUAUCAAGCGAAGCAUUCAAAAGGAAAAUGCAUCUUAAAAACCUGCAUCAGUUCAUAAAUAGAGCAAACGUGUCAUUUGAUGACAUGGAAGACAGCGAAGUCCCCUCCUGGAGGAAGGAAAAAUUGCACGACACUGGAUAUGAUUACACCAAACACAUGGCAAGAAAGAACAAAGUCGAACUAUUCAACUUUGACGACAUCCGAACGUCCAAACUCCCUGUCAACCGUCAACAAACAAGGCAAAGAGCACAGUCUGUGGGUCCGGAACUAGAAUCGAAGAACAAACUGCUCAACUCUAUCUACGAUAAGGAGAGACAGGCGCUCUUGAAACUGGGAACAAACUGGGUAAAGGACAAACCACUUUCAUUCAUUGAACGGCUGAAGAGUAAGUCUACCCUUGAGGGGAACAGCGCCCUCUUAUCAUGCUUCGUUACCGGUAAGGAGCCAUUCUGUGUUCUAUGGUACAGAAGGGGAAUUGCGUUGUCGAGAGACGAGGAGGAAAACUUUCACAUCAGGAGCAAUGGAGGUUUUCUUAGCCUGGAGAUACCAGUAACAUCUACUUAUGAUACCGGUGAUUAUAUGGUGGAGGUCCGCAAUGAAGAGGGGAAGAUCAAAUCAAGUUGCUACCUCCAAAUAGAACCGACCUUUGACCCCAAGGUUGAAUAUAAACAUCCGGAAUUCGUUGACCCUAUCCAUUAUGUUCACGUCAAGCUGGGACAGCCUGCCUCCUUUUCAUGUAGAGUCAGUGGUAACCCUGCUCCUUUUGUCAGAUGGUUCAAGGAUGGAAUUGAACUACAGCAAACUGACAGAAUAGACAUACAUCAAGGAGAAAAAGGACAAGCAUUCCUUUUGAUCCACGACACUGUGGAACAGGAUAAAGGAUUGUACAUAUGUGAGGCACAGAGCAUGGCGGGGCGCUGUCGAAGUUCUGCAACGCUCCAGAUUCUGGAAUCAAUGGCAGAUGCUUUUGACGAUAUAUCAUGCAACAUGGAAGUCGAAAGAAUUAUCAGCAAGACCAAGAAUGAAAAGGGUAUAGUAAGUGAAACACCAAAGCAGAAACCUAAAGCCUGGAGAGCUGGACUAGAGCUGGAGGAACCACAAGCACAGAAGCAAGAGAAUGUACCCACACAGCAGACAGAUGAAACAAAUGAGGCACCUCCAAAGGCAUCAGAAAUUUUGACAGUCCUUGAUGAGACUUUAAAAGCUGGUAAAGUACCUCAAACGACUGAUCUUGAAGUCAGUCUCACCACCCCUGCUGAGUCACAUACUAAAUCCGAAACUUCUGAACUUGCAUUAACAAUUCCACUCUCUCAUAACCAGUCAUUACCACCUUCUUCAGCACUAUUAGAGGGAGAACCCGAAUCAUCCCUUAUUUCCCAUACUGUAUCAAACACUGAAAUGUCUACUUUAAUUGCCACUUCUAGCCAUUUGGAUACACCAGUUCAAUUAGAUCCUUUGAUGCACAAACAUACACUAACAUCAAAUGUGACAGACGUUGAAAAAGAAAAGCAGAAAGAUGUAAAGGAAAUUAUGAUGGUUGACCACACUGACCAAGAACAUGGUGUGACUGAGAAACCUCUUUAUGAUCAACAUCUUGUGAAAAUAGGCGAAGACCAACGAGAGUUCGAAAAUAUUCAAACGAUCUCACGUGAUAUGCCAUCCGGUAAAACUGAGCUUGAUUCACAACCAUCUUGGUCACAAUCCGGCUCUUGGAAAAGUGAAGCAGUAUCAGCUGUUGCCGAGACGAUUGAAACGUCAGAAGAAAGGGUUUCAGAAACAGAAGAAAACAAAUCCUCAAACAUUGAUUCAAAAUUACCAUUAAUACAGGGUUCACUUAAAACUGAAGCUAUCGAAAAUAGAUUGUUGUCAGAAACUGACACACUUUCGGAAACGUUUGCAAAUGAAAUUGACGAGGUGAUGGAAGAUAUUGGUUCUAGCAAAGAACAGUUAUCCAAAACAGAAAUAAUGAACGAAAAGAACACAGACAGAUCACAAGAGACAACCCUUGCAGUAGUCGAAACUGGAAUAUGCAAAUUAGAGGAGAAAAGAGAUAUGGAUUUCAUUAAUCCAAACCUGCAGAUGGACAUUAACGAAAAGCAAAUUUCUAAAGAAUCAAUUGGCGGAGAAAAAGUACCGACAUUAACUGAUGCCACUUUGGACCUGCAGCAAUUACCCACUGCAUCUGAAAUGUCCUCUACGUCACCUCUUGCAGUGGUCGAAACUGGAAUAUGCAACUUAGAUGAAAAAAGAGUUACGGAUGUCAUUAAUACAAACCAACAGAUGGAAAUUAACAAAAAGCAAGUUUCAAAAGAAUCAAUUGAUGGAGAAAAAGUACAGACAUUAACUGAUGCCACUUUGGACCUGCAGCAAUUACCCACUGCAUCUGAAAUGUCCUCUACGUCACCUCUUGCAGUGGUCGAAGCUGGAAUAUGCAACUUAGAUGAAAAAAGAGUUACGGAUGUCAUUAAUACAAACCAACAGAUGGAAAUUAACAAAAAGCAAGUUUCAAAAGAAUCAAUUGAUGGAGAAAAAGUACCGACAUUAACUGAUGCCACUUUGGACCUGCAGCAAUUACCCACUGCAUCUGAAAUGUCCUCUACGUCACCUCUUGCAGUGGUCGAAGCUGGAAUAUGCAACUUAGAUGAAAAAAGAGUUACGGAUGUCAUUAAUACAAACCAACAGAUGGAAAUUAACAAAAAGCAAGUUUCAAAAGAAUCAAUUGAUGGAGAAAAAGUACAGACAUUAACUGAUGCCACUUUGGACCUGCAGCAAUUACCCACUGCAUCUGAAAUGUCCUCUACGUCACCUCUUGCAGUGGUCGAAACUGGAAUAUACAACUUAGAUGAAAAAAGAGUUACGGAUGUCAUUAAUAUAAACCAACAGAUGGAAAUCAACAAAAAGCAAGUUUCUAAAGAAUCAAUUGAUGGAGAAAAAGUACCGACAUUAACUGAUGCCACUUUGGACCUGCAGCAAUUACCCACUGCAUCUGAAAUGUCCUCUACGUCACCUCUUGCAGUGGUCGAAACUGGAAUAUACAACUUAGAUGAAAAAAGAGUUACGGAUGUCAUUAAUACAAACCAACAGAUGGAAAUCAACAAAAAGCAAGUUUCUAAAGAAUCAAUUGAUGGAGAAAAAGUACCGACAUUAACUGAUGCCACUUUGGACCUGCAGCAAUUACCCACUGCAUCUGAAAUGUCCUCUACGUCACCUCUUGCAGUGGUCGAAGCUGGAAUAUGCAACUUAGAUGAAAAAAGAGUUACGGAUGUCAUUAAUACAAACCAACAGAUAGACGUUAACGAAAAGCAAGUUUCAAAAGAAUCAAUUGAUGGAGAAAAAGUACCGGCAUUACCUGAUGCUAUGUUUGAUCUUCAGCAAAUACCAACUGCAUCGGAAAUGCCUUGUACAUCACCAGGACCACAUGCAACGGAUGCGAAAGAGCAAGUACACAUGGAAGUUCCACAGGAUGAACAAGAAAAUAAACAAUAUAACGAUGAACAUGUAAUUCCAUUUGUACCUUUGUCCCCGAAAUCUGAAAUCCCGACUUCUACUACCACUACACCAACUACUUCUCUGGAUGCCUCCGUCGAUCUUUCUGUAGCAUGUAAUAGUGACCCCCAUGCACUAUCUCAACAUACUAUAGCACAAGACACGUCAGUGCAUUUGGAAAAGAGCACUGUCAAUGUAGAUGAACACAUUUUCACUUCUCAACAAGUGCAAGAAAAUUUAAAAAUCAUGGGAGAAACAGAACUGUUUAAAACAAGCGGAAAACAUGAGUCGUCAGGUAGUGUAAUGUUGUCUAGAGAUGAAGAGGGCAAUGAUUUGUUAGUUUCUGCACAACGAGUUUCUUCACCGAUAGAAAAGAAAGUAAAAGCAACUGAAGAAGCAAUUGAAAAACCUGGAAGUCCAGAAGUAACAUCAGGUGUUGAGAAAGCUAUCGCUGAAGAACCUAGCGUCGAUGUAACCGACGGAAAGAAAGCUGUUUUCGCAGACAUCUCAUCUACAGAAGGAAAGGAAAAAGAGGAAAAGGUAGAGAAAUCCUCAAUCGGAAAAGAUACAGCUCAGGAUGAUGUGAAAAAAGAAAAAAUGGAUGCAGAGAAAGUCCCAGUACUAAAAGAGAUAAAAGGGCAAGAAGAGCAAAAGGAAGUUUCAGUAGCAGAAACAGUGGAGGAAGACACGGGAACAAAGGAAGUCCCAGUUCCAGAAGAGAUAAAAACGCAAGAGGAACAGAAGGAAACUUCAAAACCAACAGCAGAUGACACAGCUACUGAACAGGUAGAAACACAAGAAUCCGUGCCGAAGGAAGAGGAAAGAGAACCACAGCCUCCAACAUUUGUGAAGAAACUCCCAGAAAAAAUAGAUUUAAAAGAUGGAGAGGACCUGCUCUUGCAAUGCAUCACUGAUGGACUGCCCAAACCAGAGGUUAUUUGGAUGCAUGAAAAUAAAACACUGGAGGCCAGCAAAGAUAUCGUCAUAAAAGAUUCUCACGACGUUCAUUCAUUAGAAAUGAAAAAAGUUGAUCACAAAUUUAACUCCGGUGUAUACACUGCUAAACUGGUGGGAGGAGCCAGUACAGCAGAUCAGGAGCAGGUAGUCUCUACUUGUAAAGUGUUUAUCUUGAACACUGCGCCUGUAGAGAAGAGUAUUGAAGUUGUCGAGGAAGGCAUUAAAGAAAAGGACAUCCUUCCUCUAGUGGAAAGACAAAUUUCUACUGAGCAGGAUGAACUUAAGCUACAGAUACCGGCCAGUGUUGAUCUCCCUGAAGUUUGUGAAGAGGCUCAGCUAGAUGCCAGUGAAAUGCACAUUCCAAUGGUUUCUCCUACAGGGGUACACUGCCAUUCCAGCCCCCUGGACAAGGCCGAGAAAGGAGAGGAACUUCCCUUAUCAAAGACCAGUCCCCACUUCGCCCAGCCCUUGGAUGAAGAGUUGUAUCCUUUGGAGAGAGAUGAAAAUGUCAGAAUUCAGUGUGUGGUAGCAGGAGAACCUUGUCCUGAAAUAGUGUGGUUUAAGGAUGGUGUUAAACUGGAGCAAUCUAGUCGAGUCCGUUUAGAAUGGGAUCCAGAUACCAGGAUCGCCAGUGUUCUCUUGAAAAGACUACACAUCCUGGAUACCGGAGAGUAUGAAUGUAUAGUGUAUGGAGAAAAUGGGAGCUACAGUACGAAGACGACCCUUCACGUUAAAGCUCUGGAGAUGCAAAAGGUGGAGACCAUUGAUCGGGAUGACCCCCCCGAAAAUGAACCACCAAAGGUUUUCCUGGCUCUCAAGGACAAAAAAGUUUACCAAGGAAAAAGCACGACAUUGGACUGCAUCAUAAAGGGUGUCCCGCAACCGGAAAUAAAAUGGAUAAGACAUGGAAAAGAAAUUGUAUCCAGGCAUGGAAAAUAUAUUCUUACGAAUAUGAACCAGCAAUACAGUUUAACGAUUAAGGACUUUAAAAAGACAGACGAGGGAUGUUAUUCACUAGAGGCCUCCAAUGAAUCAGGGACCUGCUCAUCCAGUGCUUACCUUAUAAUGGAAGCUGUAGAGGAGGUGGUUGAGACUUCCAAACUAGAAAACUCACUUCCAGAAUUCACAAGUAAAAUGGAGGGAACCAUGACCCCUCUUGGCGGGGUUGUCAUUUUUAAGUGUUCCGCUUCUGGAUACCCUGUCCCUAAAUUCAAAUGGCAAAAAGAUAUGCUAGAUAUUUACCAAUCUCGAAGAAUAACGAUUGACAACAAUCCCGGAGAGACUACUCUGACUAUCAGUGAUGUCACUCGACGUGAUGGUGGAAUGUACGUUUGUAUCGCCAAGAACAAUCUAGGAAGAAUCAAGCAAACGGCUAAACUCAUUGUCAGUGAGGAUUGUAGUGAAACCAGACGUCUAAGCUUGUCUGGGGAAAUUGACAAACCAGAGGAACAAACCCCGACCAAAAGUGAUUCAACCGAUGUAGUGCAAGAGGCACCUAGUACCGAAACAUCGCUAGAACCAGUAGGGGAAAGCAAGGAAGAAACAGCUGGAGUGAAAGAGGAGAGUCCUGCCAGUACAGAGGAAAAAACCAAGCAAGCAGAAGAGGAACAAGCAAAGGAACAGAUAGCAGUUCAGGAGAAACCAGUUGUUGCACAGGAAGAGAAAUCUGAAGCAGUUGAAAACAUUGUGAAUGAAAUGACAAUAGAGCAAGGAAAUCACGCAGCAACUGAAAAGGCCUCAGUAGAAGAAAAACCAGCAGUAGUUCAGGAGAAAGCAACGUCAGGCGAAGAAAGGAUUACUCAGGAGACAUCAACGGUAGUUAACGACACACAAGUUCAGGAGACACCAGAGUUGAUUUCCGAGACACCUGGACACGAAAAACAAGCAAAGAUAGAGGAAGUAUCGGUGCAAGAGAAACAGAUUAAAGCCGAUGAUGUAUCUAUUCAAAAGCAACCAGAUGUAGUAGAUGAAUCUCCAGUCCAGGUACCCGAGGAGAAAAUGAUGUCUGCUCUAAAAUCUGUACAAUCUGAGGAAGAAGCUUCCUUAACAGAAAAUGUUGAUUUUGCCAAAGUGGAGAAUGUCUCCGUUAUUAUGAAGGAGAAGGUAACCCUUGAUGAUCAAAGUCUUCAAAAGAAAUCUACAUUGGUUAAUGAAACAGAUGGAGAAAAAACGGAAUCUAUUAAAGAAACAAUUUUAGACGUAAAAGAAACAGUAUUGAAAGAGACAGAAGUUUCAGAUAAAAAAACUGAAAAACAGACGAAAACUGAAUCCUUUUCCAUUGAAACAAAUGAAGGGACUGCUCAAAGAACAGUUGAAACAAUCCGAAGUUCAGAGACUAUGUCAAAAACAACUGAUGAUGGCGAAUUCGAUAUUGAUCACUUAGUUCAGCAAGCCGAGACAAUCUUAGGGGAAACUGUUUCAAUGAAAACUGAAGAGCAAGAUUUAUCUUUCGAAGAGGUUUUGGCGAAAUCCGUCCUUGAAGAAUCGGUUGUUGAGGCAGCAAGUGAAAUGGAAAAAAUCAACAAAAAUAAAAAACGUAAGCUCUCGAAAUCAAAACGUCGCUCACAAAGCUUGGAAAUGGAAGACACCUCCAGUGUGAAGGACUUAGAAGAAGAAACAGCUGUCAAAAACACAGAGGUGGAGUCCGAGACAACGAUCGUAAGAACUGUCACUGAUGCAGAAUCAUCCAGCCAGAACAAGAACAAAACUGUAUCUUCAGCGAAAACUAAGAGUGUUUCUUUUGAAGAAGUUGUAGAAGUGUCAGGUUCUGAUGCAGUUGACAGCAAAACUAUUUCAGUUUCAACGUCUAAGGUCACAACAUCUAGAACCAAAUCGACAACGGUGGAGAGUCAUGCCACAGAUAUGUCUGAAAACAUUGAAGAAAAGUCACUAAAGGAAAUAAAAGUAGAAAGAAAAGAGAGUGCUUCGGAGUCCACGACAGCGGUGAAGGCUGAUAAUUCUGCAUCUACAACUAAACUAGAAAGCAGAACACUGGACAGACUGAUGUCAAUGGAUGAUGUAAAGGAAAUUCUAGAUGUGGAUACCCUGAAAAUGAAUGAAACAAGAGAAGCAAUUGUGGAACAGAAGACACCUAGCGGACGAACACAGGUCUUGGAAGUAAGUGCCAGGCGCGUGUCGAAACAACUGUCUGUGGAGGAACAAGCUGCUGUGUCAAUCCACCAUCCACAUGUUCACCACCCUCCGGAAAUCAUUGUUCCUCCUGAGAACCAAUUUGUCAACCUCCAUAGUGAGAUUGAACUCACUGUUAAAGUCCGUGCAGCACAUGGCGCCAAAAUCAGUUGGUAUCACGAUGGAAGACAAGUUGAAGUUACUGAAAAUAGUUUAAAGGGCAUUUAUGGCGAACAUUACGAGUUGACAGAAGAAGAAUUGGCCGAGGACAAGUAAGGGAAAACUGGUGUACCAAAGAGUCUUCCACGCCUGGGAAAUGCACAAUUGCAUUCCGUUGAUCGCCAUUCAUCUACGUGGUACUUAGACUUUGCUUUGCUUUAUCAUCAUACCGACAGAGAAAGAUUUCAAUACACUGUGUUGGUAAACCCAGACAUUUUCGUGAAGUGUAAUAGUUCAUGAUAAGGGCUAUAGAUAAGUGUUUUGUGUAAUGUGUGUGUCAUGUAAAAACUUUGAAAACCAAUAUAUCCCUGCAUAGGUAGUUAACUUAAAAAUUCUUGGCAAGAAUGUAUCAUGGAAGAUAUUGCAUGGGAAUCACGUGGUACAAAGUGAGUGAUGAUUUGAUUUGUGUUGGUAGUAAACCUUUCGUUUUUACGUAGUAUUGAGUUAAUUCCUUUUAUUGCAAAAACUUCAUAUUUGAAUUACUUACUCCAGACAUAUCAUUCCAUUUGUUUGUGUUUAUCUAAAUAUAUAGGACUGCAAGAUAUAAUAAGUUUUUAUAUAUGCAGGAAAGAGUUAUUUUAACCGUUGCUGUGAAUGUGUGUAUUUUAAUGCUAGCCGAAAGAAGUGAUUGUUUUGGUUUUUGCAAAUUUCUACAAGAUGUUAGGAUAUAAAUGUGCAGAACAUCCCAAUUCAGCGCUUGCUUUGUGACGUUCUUUUUACAAAGAUAGAAAAUAAAGUAGUAAAGUGUGAUUAGAAUGAUCAGAGCAGAAAACCUAUUUCAAUUAACACAUUACAGGACUUAAUUGUUGUAAUGAUUAGUGUGUAAUUGAGAGUAGUAUGUUAAAGUGAGAUUACUACGUGAUAAGUAAAGUGAGUAUUUCAUUACUUUAGCAUUCGUUGUUUGCUAUUUAUAGAUACAAGUGUUUGAUUGUCCACUCCAGUUUUAUUUUAUGAGUACACAUAAUCAGUGUACUAUGAGUGAGUAAAUAUAAGAUAUAAUACAAUACACCUUCUUAGAUUCAUCAGUUGUCCUUAUGAUUUGACGGUGUGAGGGAUUUUAUCUGUUUAUCUUUUCAGUACAUGAAUAUUUAUGUUGUUUCAAGCCUGGGAUCCAAUGUUUUAGUUAAUUUUCUUAAAAGUUGGAUUGAAUAUUAAUAAAAGCUACAAAAAUC
Molecule: messenger RNA, 11349 nt
Organism: Ostrea edulis (European flat oyster)
Lineage: Eukaryota; Metazoa; Mollusca; Bivalvia; Ostreida; Ostreidae
Product: muscle M-line assembly protein unc-89-like
Exons: 25
Coding region: 317-10234 (3305 amino acids)
Biological process (GO): homophilic cell-cell adhesion
Cellular component (GO): plasma membrane
Source: RefSeq, a predicted model, not a curated record